CUGCUAAUGUGUGCUGUUGACUUUUUAGCCACGUGAAGGCGUGUAGAGAGUCUUCCUGAUAUUCUGCAGUAUGUGGUUUGGCCCCUGUCUUCGUUUACUGGAGAACAGGCUGCGUCCCGAAAGAUUGUCUUAUCAUGGGCUGACAUUACUGUAGAAACGCCAGCUGAUAGGACAAAUCCAGCCCAACCAAACUUCAUGGCCACUCACACAACAUGACAUUUGGAGCACAUGGGAAGGGAAACACCAAACUGUUUUAAAGGAGAUAUAUUUUUACAGAAUAAGCCACGGAGUGAUAUCAUCUUCGAUUUAUGGGUGUGUGGAUGGAAAGUAGUUAAGUUACACUAAAGAUUGCUGGCCUGCUGACCACAGAUGAACUAUAUUAGUGGUUAUAGUGAUUCAGUGCAGCAGGGGUUUGUCCUGAAUGUGUUCAGCAGUCAGCGGUGUACUUCCCCUGAGGAUCAGCUGUGAGGGACUGCCAAACCCUGGACGACUGCAUGGGGAGGUAUCAAUGUCCACCAAUGUCACUGGAUUACGGACACAUCGUUCCCCCCAGAAUUUGGAGAUGGACUUGGCCUGGCAGGAACUAAUGGCCAUCACAGAACUUCAGGAGUUUGAGGAACCCAAUGAGAAUCCUUUCGAAGCAAUUCCAUACCUCUCCAUGGAGCCCAUGGUAUCUCAAGGGGGGUUCGGGAUGAAUCAGCCACAGCCUGAAUCCAUUCCAGCCACUUGUGAUGCCCAUCCUUCUGGUGUAUAUGAAAGCGCAUACCCGGAAAUGAUGCCACCCUAUCCACACAUGGAUAUGCACUACGGUCUUGCUGGUGGCCACGGUUCUUCCAGAAUGCUUGCAAAUACACAAGGUUUUCACCCACCUCUUAUGAGCCUUUUGGAGCACAUGAACAUGACUACACGUGGUCAUGGGAUUGUGAAAGAUGGUAUUAUUAAUUUUCACUCUACAGGACAAAUCAAACAAGUUUGUACAGAUGAUCUGGAGUCAGAUUCUGGUUUGUCGCUUGGUUCGAGUCCGCCGCUCGCUUCUCCUGAGAACGCAGUACAUGGAGUUCCUGCAUAUUUGCCUACUGAUAUUUCUACAGGCUAUGCUGAAAGUGAAAGUAUUGGGGAACAAUGUCGCCUACGACCUAAUCUGCAUGGGGCUGUUGACUACCAGCAGUCAUACAGCUCAUAUCCUGGAGCUUCUUUUCCAACAUCUGCAAACAUGCCAUCUAGCAACCUGCACACUUACAGUCCGGUGGCAUCAAUAAAGCAACCAGUUUUGCCCACAGCCUUGGAUGAUCUACAGCUAAAUAGCUCAAGAGUAGGUUCAUAUCAGUCCCCAUACCCAAAGUGUAAAUCCAGCAGUGUUCCUGUACCCCUCAGCAGAGAUGAACGGCGAGCCCUCGCUCUUAAAAUCCCAUUCUCACUGGAAAAGAUUGUGAACCUACCAGUGGAUGACUUCAAUGAGCUCUUGACCCAAUUCACACUGAACGAUGCUCAGCUGGCACUUGUAAGGGAUAUUCGCAGAAGAGGAAAGAACAAAGUUGCGGCUCAGAACUGUCGUAAACGGAAGUUGGAGAAUAUUGUGCAUUUAGAAAGUGAGCUGGGACAGCUCCGAGCCCAAAGAGAACAUUUAGCCAGAGAGAGACUGGAGUUUCAGCAAAACAUAGCCAUCAUCAAAUGUCGGCUCUCAGAUCUUCACACCCAAGUGUUUUCCCAGCUGCAUGAUGAGGAGGGACAUCCAUAUUCAGUUGAUGAAUAUUCACUACAGCAAACGAAUGAUGGCAACAUUUACUUCGUGCCACGGAAUGCAGCACUGGCUGGUGAAUGAAUGUUUGAUUAAAGUGAUAGUUCACCCAAAAAUGCAUUAAUUCUGUCAUCAUUUACUAACUUUACUGCUUCCAACCCAGUUUGAAAUUCUCACUUCCGUUGAAACAAAUAAGAUGUAGUUUAAAAAAUAAAAAAAAGCUCCAGACCAGUAACCAGACGUCACUAGCAGGAAAAACAAGUUCUACGGAAGUCAGUGGUUACAGGUUUUCUGCUUUCUUCAAAAUAGCGUAGUGUUUAACAAACUCAUGACGCAAUCAUGAAUUAGUUAGCAUUUUUGGGUGAACUCUACCUUUAAAGGGGUGUCUAAACCUGAGUAGAGCCACUGUGCAUGUGGAUUUGCUUCUGCACCAAUUAAGCAUGAGUGAACCUACAAAUGCAUCAUCAGCCUCACUACAUAUGGUCUAAUCAAGUGUUGCAAAAGAAUCUGUAUUACACUGGUCCUCCAUGAGCAGGAUUAGACACCCCUUCACUUAAUCCUUAAAGGCUGAGUAAGAGGUAAAUGUUAUGAUCAAUGAAUUACAUCUUUUAAAUCAUGUGUUGACAAUUUACAAAAUGACUAAGAAUAUGUGCCAACACAAAAGCAUACAUGUAUAAAAUAAAAAAAUAGAAGAAAACAUUAACGCUAAAGUUUAGACUUUUCAAUGUAUACAGAGUUCCCAUUGGAAGACAAAAGUCAAAUUUGAUUAAAAAAAAAAAAA
Molecule: messenger RNA, 2519 nt
Organism: Danio rerio (zebrafish)
Lineage: Eukaryota; Metazoa; Chordata; Actinopteri; Cypriniformes; Danionidae
Source: RefSeq, a predicted model, not a curated record